Prunus avium (sweet cherry) is the source of this 1800-nucleotide messenger RNA. Lineage: Eukaryota; Viridiplantae; Streptophyta; Magnoliopsida; Rosales; Rosaceae. The record is from RefSeq and is a predicted model, not a curated record.
AUGUCUAUGAUUUGCCACUCUUCUCCACAGUCUGAUUUCUGUCCUCCACAUUUUGAUGAAGCUCUAGAAAUGGUGGAAGAGACACACAUAAAAUCAUGUAGGGUUGAAGAAUGGUUUGUGGAAACAGGAACUGAUUCCACCUUUUAUGCUGCACAAGAUGUUCUUGCCAGCUGUAGAUCUUCAAAAUUAUGCAAGGUGGAGGCUGCUCAUAACUACCAUUCUUCACAUGGAGUCAUUAAAUCCUUUGUUUAUAUUGAUGACAUAAGUAGAGGUGAAGAAAGAGUGAAAGUUUCCUUGGAGAAUGGAAGAAAUGCUGGAGAUCUGCCAAUCUUUUUUCACAUCCCCAAUAAUUUAGUUUAUAAGAACGCCUAUGUGAAAUUUUCACUUGCUCGUAUAUCUCAUGAGGAUUGCUGUUCACAUUGUGUUGGGGAUUGUUUGACAUCACCAGUACCUUGCGUCUGUGCGGCUGAGACUGGGAGUCAGUUUGCAUACACUCCAGGAGGAUUCGUCAAGGAGAAGUUUCUGGAAGAAUGUAUAUCCUUGAAGCGGGAACUUAAACAAGACCACUACUUGUAUUGUAGAAACUGCCCACUUCAAAGGUCUAAGGAUGAGAAGAGUUCCGUGCCAUGCAAAGGCCAUUUGUUACUGAAAUUUAUAAAGGAAUGCUGGUGUAAAUGCUGGUGUAAUAAGAAAUGUGGAAACCGGAUUGUUCAGCAAAGCAUCACUGUGAAGUUGCAGGUGUUUUUGACACCCGAUGGGAAAGGGUGGAAUCGUCGAACACUGGAGGACUUGCCACCAGGGGCUUUUGUUUGUGAGUAUGUUGGAGAGAUAUUAACCAACACAGAACUACAUGAGCAAAAUGUGGGAAGUCCUGGUAACAAGAAUACACGCUACCAAGUUCUACUAGAUGCAGGCAGGGGUUCGAAGGGUGUCUUGAAAGAUGAAGAGGUCCUUUGCUUGGACGCUACUGUUUACGGAAAUGUUGCGAGGUUUAUCAAUCACAGAUGUUCUGAUGCUACCUUGGUAGAGAUCCCUGUGGAAGUGGAGACCCCAGAUCAUCACUACUAUCAUAUUGCCCUUUUCACAACAAGGAAGGUUGAUGCCAUGGAGGAGCUGACCUGGGACUAUGGCAUCGACUUUCAUGACCGUGAUCAUGAUAGUGGCCACCCCAUGAAGCCCUUCCAUUGUCUCUGUGGAAGCCCGUUCUGUCGCAAUCAUAGUGAUAUGAAGGGUGAUGUGCGCCUACUCACUUACGUCCGACGGCGACGUAGGGUGUAGCUUCAUUAAAAACAAGAGAAAAAGACAUAUUGUGAUGGUUUGGUCCAUUAUUAUGCAAUUAGAUCCAUGAGGUUUGGACCUGAUUCUAUGAAAGUGCUUAGAGUUUUGACCUCAUUCUAUUUUAACACUUACCAGUUUGGAGUUGAUUUAGUUUCAACAUCCCCAAGAAUAUAUGCAAGGCAAGGCUAGACACCUGGUACUAUGAAUUAGCGCAUUAUGAAAUUGAAGCACCAUUUGGAUUUCAGAUACAAAAUAUAUAUAUAUAUAUAUUAUAUUUAUUUAAAUUUUAAAUUUUUUUUAUAUCAUAGACUUUUCUAGGAUGUUGACUUUAUGUGAUGAACCCCAUUUUCCCAUUAUCAACUAUAUCUUUAUCUUUUACUUUCACCUAGCUAUUUACCACUAGCUGUAACUCGUGUAACUCGUUAUUUACUUUUAUGUUGCUAAGAGACAACUUGGAAGCUGUAUUUAAGCGUUUGUUGACCCUAUUUUUGGAUUAUUAUUGAAUUGAGUUAAUUUCUAUUU